CUGUGUGGCUGUGUACAGCGAGGAUGGAAGGUGCACUCCUGCUGGCUCUGCUCGUCCUCUCGGUAAAGGUGUCCUUGGGCAGCGACUGUUCUGCAGGCUCGUUUCUGAAUUCUCAAAAUGAGAAGUGCACACCCUGUCCAGCAGGAUCGUAUACAGAGAGUCCGAACAGAAGUCAUUCCUGCAAAAGGUGUCAGCUAUGUUAUGGAGGUAAGUUUUUGAUUCUGGAGUCCUGCACAGCAACCUCCAACACCAAGUGUAGUUGUGUCGAGGGUUUCAAGUGUACGACCAUGGAAUGCACAUCCUGUGAAGCCCACAAAGUGUGCAAAAAAGGACAGGAAGUGCAGAAGAAGGGUGACUCGUUCAGGGAUACAAUUUGCCGUGAUUGCAGACAUGGUACAUAUUCCAACACAGAGGGGGAAGUUUGUAAAUCCUGGACAAACUGUUUGGAACAAGGUCUCCAAGUGAUGAGGAUCGGUUCCCAGACAACGGACAAUAUAUGUGGAGAUCCAUUGACAAUCCCAACGAUUCCAACCAGCUCAGUACGACUUAUAACCAGAGCCCCAAAACAGUCAAAGAAGCCAAGCGAAGAUGAAUCACAGAUUGAGGGGAUUGCUGGGAUUUUCGCCAUAAUUCUGCUGCUGUGUAUCUUCAUCCCUUUCAGUUUGUUCAUAGUUGUGCAGAGGAUAAAACAGAAACACCUCCCACUGGAUGUGGUGAAUCAUGAGGAUCUUCCGGUUGCCCUGGUGACUGCAGUGGAUGAUCGGUGCAGCUAUCAUUGUCCUGAAGAGGAGAUGGGAGACUGGCAGCUCCGGCAAGAGACCACUCCCAAACCUCCCGAAUGAGCCUUGGCCUCCUACAGUCUGAACUUUGAACUGAUCACAAGGGCAGCAUUGUGAAAUGGGGGAAACAACUUUCAAAGUGAUUCAUUUCUAGAGUAAAAAGCAAAACAACUGCCCAGAAAGAAUUGGAAUUGUUUAAAGAACUUGGUCUCUUCCUUUUACAGGGUAUGCGUAAAUCUCAAAUGUUAUGGGACAGUCACUCCUGGUUACUUUAGGAGUCACAGAUGACUGUCCCUUUUUUGUUUCAAUUUCUGUAAAGCUCUAACAAGACCCACACUAAAUGCCAAAGGUCAAGACCUUGCAGCUCUUUCUCUUUCCAA
Carcharodon carcharias (great white shark) is the source of this 1159-nucleotide messenger RNA. Its product is annotated as tumor necrosis factor receptor superfamily member 9-like. Lineage: Eukaryota; Metazoa; Chordata; Chondrichthyes; Lamniformes; Lamnidae. Gene Ontology annotation, biological process: immune response; regulation of cell population proliferation; signal transduction. Gene Ontology annotation, molecular function: cytokine binding; transmembrane signaling receptor activity. Bases 24 to 842 code for a protein of 272 amino acids. The record is from RefSeq and is a predicted model, not a curated record. Gene Ontology annotation, cellular component: external side of plasma membrane; membrane. The transcript is spliced from 7 exons.